Andrographis paniculata is the source of this 3861-nucleotide messenger RNA. RefSeq lists its product as uncharacterized. The transcript is spliced from 6 exons. Bases 1195 to 3861 code for a protein of 888 amino acids. NCBI's taxonomy places the organism in Eukaryota, Viridiplantae, Streptophyta, Magnoliopsida, Lamiales, Acanthaceae. The record is from RefSeq and is a predicted model, not a curated record.
UCCCCAAAUCUGACUUUGCUUUGUUGAAGUUGAUUGAAGAUGCCUUGCCAAAUGAUGAUCCAAAUCCUUAAAUAUUCCCUGGGAAACCGUACUGAAAACCGUCACCCGAACGGUUACAACGUCUCCUUCUCAACCGUCUUCCAACCUUUCUUAUGCUGACACGUGUCCCCAGCAGACCAAAAAUCCCUAUAUUUCACUCCUUGAGCCAACUACAGACCUUCCGCUCUUUUGGCCCGACUUCGUCCUUCGUCCGACCUACUUCUUCGCCCGACCCCACUUGGGCCGACCUCCAUAUCAACCGCCCCCUAUAUUUGAUCAAAGGCCUCCGUGUUUGUCCGACUCCUCCUUCUAUCCGACCUACAGUUUACCCGACCUGCGGAUAUCCCAUCUCAACGACUUUCUGUCUCGAGGAUCUCCCGACUUGAAAACCUUCCGACUUGAGGUCUUUCCGUCUUGCGGACCUCCCGACCGGAAGACCUUCCGACUUGAGGUCUUUCCGUCUUGCGGAUCUCCCGACCUGAAGACCGUCCGACUUGAGGUCUUUCAUCUUGAGGGCCUCCCGACCUGAAGACCUCCCGACUUGAGGUCUUCCCGUCUUGCGGACCUCUCGACCUGAAGACCUUCCGACUUGAGGUCUUUCCGUCUUGCGGACCUCCCGACCUGAAGACCUUCCGACUUGAGGUCUUUCCGUCUUGCGGACCUCCCGACCUGAAGACCUUCCGACUUGAGGUCUUUCAUCUUGAGGGCCUCCCGACCUGAAGACCUUCCGACUUGAGGUCUUCCCGUCUGGCGGACCUCCCGACCUGAAAACCUUCCGACCUGAGGUCUUUCCGCCCUGAGGACCUACCGACCUGAGGUCCUUCCGUCCUGUAUUUUCCUUAGAAAUAAAUAAAUAAAUUUAUUUUCCUUGAUUUCCUCACGGUGUCCUUCAGCCAGUUCAAUCAACCCUAUUGUCAGGCCCAUUCUUCUUUUUACCUUGGGCUUUUAACCUAAUUCUAAAUUUCGUACGUAACAACUUGCCCGCCGCCAAGGGACUUUCAAACGCCAUUUAGCAAUCAAUGUUUGGAAGUUCAUAAAUCACUACCCUCUUGAAAAACUCCCUUAGCAACUGCACCAGUUACUGCAACACUCCUGAUAAACUUCCUUCUUCGCAAUACAAGCCUGUGUGAAUCACAAUCCCAAAACAUUCUAACUAUGGCGGAGCAAUACAUGCCUGCCCUUCCUUUCGACGGAACCCUUCCAGAAGGUCCAUUUUCAGCUUCGAAAGUACUAACUCCGACGAUCCGUCCAUAUUGCACUACUCCUGAAGAUUCAAAUCGGAUGAGGGAAGUUUUGGAAUCUCGCAACCCCUUGGCUAUCAACAAUCCCAACUACCAAGCAGUUCGCAUCCGGGACAGCAUCAAGACCCAUCUCACAGACCCAAAAGAUCUGUAUCGCGCUUGGUAUCGACGAGUAGCAGAACACUUCCAGACCCAAUGGCGUUCCCAAAAAAUCGACCAAGCAAUAUUGCUGUCCACCAUGCCUAUCAACCUGCAUGAGAAGGUGUUGUUGGCCAUGUCUGCCUUCUGGAAUGCGGAAAAUGGGACUUUCCUCUUCCCAUCAGGCCCCUUUGGCCCAACUCUUAUGGACGUGGCCAUGAUCGCACAUCUCCCAAUCGUGGGUGAAGACCCUGUAAUGGGAGCCCUAGAUGGGCAGGAGCCAUCAGAAGACCAUCCGGGAUGGUCCUUACAAAGUGUGAAGGAAUGGGGUUGGACAAAGUUCGCAACCGACCAGCAAGGGGCUCCAGGGACUCCUGUAACCGACCGGGAGCAUACUGCCUUUAUUCUGUUCUGGCUUUGUAGGUACAUCAUUGUUUCUCCUUCCAAAAGUGUUCUUCCUUCCCACCUCGACCUGGCCAUUCAUAUUGCGUCAGGUCGGUUCUUCUCCCUUGGUACUCUAUUUUUAGCCAAUCUGUUCGAAGGACUCACCAGGGUUAGCCUUCGUUUAACAGAUAACGAUAAUAGGAAAUUAGACACUGCCGCGUCGGGUCCUUUUUGGUUUUUAGAACUUUGGUCCCGUCUUUACUUUCCCAACGCGUUUAACUUAGGAUCUCCGCCCACUAUGCCAACGUCUGAAAAACAUUUAGGAUUAGUCCUCAACCGACUCUGCUCAGGACGCAAUAAACUCCAAUCAUCCGACCCAAUAAUAACUGCCAUUUUAACAGAUACCCGCAGUAACUCUCGAUUUUCUAUGUAUAAAAAAUAUGCGGGUUAUGCUCCCGACCAUUUUUGGCCCUUUCCAGUACCAAACCCACUUCCGACUCCUGAGCCUUGUCCUCAUCCCACCUAUCCUUUCGCCUGGGACGUCGCCCUCAAACCCAGGUCUCUUUUUAGUAGCAAGAAACUUGAUAAAAAAGGGCAGAAAACUUUUUACACUUUUAACUAUGAACCUCAAUUCAUGGCGCGCCAGUUCGGCUGUUGCCAAGGUAUCCCUGGACCCGUCGCGUGUCCCCAAAUAAUUUUUCAAAGCCCCGACCGACGAGUCCUUCCUAAUUCAAUCCCUUCUUAUAUCUCCCAGCUCACCACGUAUAUAAUUUCCAAUUCUUAUAUUCCUUUCCGCUCCAACCCUGAGAUCGUAGAUACUUUCAAUGAAUGGUGGUCGGUCGUAUGGUCCCUGAUAUCCCCUGAUGAGAGUCGGUUGCUGAACGUCCUCCUCCCUCCCCAAGGACUGGUUCUAGGGACGGCGAUACAUACUAGCACCCAAAAACAUACAACCGCCCCGGGAAUCGGAUCUGGUGGUCCCACGCGCAAAAGAAAAACUUCCCAAUUGCAAACACCCCCGACCUCGGAGACCGACCAACAAACACUAGCAGACCUUGGAAUAAAUAGGACGUCAGCAAGGACCCGACCCCGAAUUGAACCGACCUUGGUGACACCGACCAAGCAACCGACGCCAGCACCAACCGACCAUUCAAUCGGGCCUUUGGUCCAGACCAAUUUGCCAAUGAGCAAUCGGGCGGAGGACCCGACGCGGAGGCAAACUCUUCCUCCCGCACCGAGGAGUGGUCGGGCCAGGCCCCCGACCAGGAGACAAUCUUUACCAGCAGUACCUACAGAACCAACACCUUCACCCAUCCCAUCAGCAGCAGGGGUCUCUUCUGACAGCGAGGGGACUACUUCCCAGAUGGGUCGGCCGCCAUACAUGGCAUCAGACUCAUCUAUAUCAAAGGAAGAACCAGCCGCCCUCGCCGAAACUGACCUUCAAAACGACAUCCCUGAUGCUGCUGAUCCCGAAAUCGAAGGUGCCCCAGAGAUCCUGGCUGCAGUGGCUCUAGAGGUAGCCGUCCAACCUGCAGCCGCCCUACCAGCAGCGGCACUCCCUCUAGCCAUCGAAUGGCAGGCAGAAGAACCACCCGUGGCAGCCCAACCUCCAGAAAUGGGAGAAAUGUCUUCAUCCGAUUCGGAGACUUCUGUGAAUUUGGGACCCAGGUCGGCACCUCAGCGACCAUUCGCAGCAGCCGACGAGUCGGCUGCUAUUAUACCAGCUGUCUGCCCAACUCGACCGACCUCAUUGCUGCCCCCCUCACUGACAGCAGUCCGCCCAGAGGGGCCUUCGGACUUAGCUGUCCUAUCGACUGUUCCGGUUCCAGCGGAGGCCCAGACUGUGUUCACUGAGGCCAUUAACCGUCCCCUGUCCGAACUAAGGUCCGACUUAUUGGACAAACUCAUUCAGACGGUUGGUGGCCUUCUUUUUUACACUCCAACGGAAUCACCAGCCGUCCCCAUUCUGCAUCGGCUGAUGGAAAGACUUACAGAGCUCAAAACUGAAGUGGUAGUCAUUGGCCUUCUGCACACUGAAAGUGUUAACAAACAUGGCGAAUGA